Messenger RNA from Truncatella angustata, 417 nucleotides. RefSeq lists its product as uncharacterized. Gene Ontology annotation, biological process: glycerol transmembrane transport; water transport. Gene Ontology annotation, cellular component: plasma membrane. NCBI's taxonomy places the organism in Eukaryota, Fungi, Ascomycota, Sordariomycetes, Amphisphaeriales, Sporocadaceae. Gene Ontology annotation, molecular function: water channel activity; glycerol channel activity. The transcript has a single exon. Bases 21 to 218 code for a protein of 65 amino acids. The record is from RefSeq and is a predicted model, not a curated record.
CAGGCAAGCAGGAUGGCAGGAUGGUUUUGCUGUUCCAAGACGCCGUGGCCCAGUUUACCUCAUCUCAACUUGAAGCUGGGACAUGUUACGCUAUCAGCGUUAUUACGGGUUUGGCGGCAACGAUCGGCGUACUGAUAGCCGGUCCAGUAUCAGGUGGGCACCUGAACCCCUCUAUCACCUUCGCAUUCUCGGUUUUCCGGGGCUUUCCUCUAUCUUAAGUCCCUGCUUAUAUUGCGGGCCAUGUAAAUACCCUGUUCUGACCUUUUCAACUUCAUUUUUGGACGUAGCAAGGCUGAUGUUUGACCACAUCUAUUGGACGGUUGUUGCGGAGCGGCUCUACGCCAUUAGAACUCAUCAAACUUGUAAUAUGUGACAUAUAUCCGUAAGCCUUUAUAGACACGGGCAGCCAAUUAUUUU